AUGGAGCCAUCAUCCCCGGAGCCAUGGACAUUGGUCCAACAUACGAUCCCGGCAUUUCAAUCACGCGCUUAUCGGCGCGCUGUCCGCGAUCCUAACAACUCCAGACUCUAUUUGCAUGUGAACGAGUAUCGCAUCACAGACCCAGGGACAACUGAGCCAAAGGGAAUAACAAUAAUAUUUGCUCACGGCCUAGAAUCCACAAAGGAGCAAUACGAACCGUUUUUCAGUGACCUACUCAAGACCGUCCGUUCGGGAACUAGCAUCAAGGCCAUUUUCGCUGCAGAUAUUUACAACCAUGGACAAUCAUUCUUGCUCAACAAAGAUGAAAUUGGUGACGAGGCCGAAUGGCUCGAUCCGGGACGUGACAUUGUGCAGAUGAUCAAUCAUUUCCGCUCUCAAAAAGAUGAAAGUAGAGCAUAUAUGGCACCCCCGUUGGUUGGCAUGGGACAGUCCUUUGGUGCAGUACACGUCCUGGCUCCAGCAGCUUGGCAUCCACGCCUUUUCCAUGCAUUGGUAUGUAUUGAGCCCGUUGUCGAAAAUGGGUCGUGGCAUGAUGACGGCCAGGGUACGCGAGCUUCUACCCAGUUCCGAUACCGAUUACAUGAAAUGCAAACUUCAUGGCGAAACAUACGUGAAGCAAGAGAUUAUUUCGCCAAGUCUCCUUACUAUGGAGCAUUUGAGCCCCGAGUCUUCGAAAAGACAAUCAAAUAUGAGCUGUGGCGUCCGGAUCCCAUGAGUGAACGCGUGACGUUGGUAACGCCGAUAUUACAGCGUCUGGUAUGGUAUAUGAAACCCGAUCCACCGUAUGAAGGAAUUGCACCAACGGAGGAUUAUGCCACUCGGUCCGAGAAGAGUAUCCUUCCCGGUGGGUUUUAUAGGUCCGAAUGCGACAGAAUCAAAGACCUGAUGCUUGGCAUCCAUUGCAAGACUUUUUAUCUCUGGAGCAGGAACGGGGAUUGGAUUAGCGAUGCAGGCUAUCGAAAAAGAUUACUUGAUUGUACAGGUACAGGACGAGGACAAGUUACACACGCCUUUGUGGAGAAGGGAAGUCAUGCAUUGAACUUUGAGAAUCCGUAUGGAACAGCUGUACAAGUGGCGAAGUAUCUGGAUAGUAUAUGGACGGACUGGCUUGAUGAGGAGGUUAAGAGACUACAGGAGCCGGUGCCGAAUGCGGUCGAAUUGCCCAAGGAGUUAGUUGAGAGAUUGGAUAGAUAUCUUCUCGGGAUUAGGAAGGAUACCAAGAAGAGAAGUAACUUAUAG
Messenger RNA from Talaromyces stipitatus ATCC 10500, 1260 nucleotides. RefSeq lists its product as uncharacterized. The coding region runs from base 1 to 1260 and encodes 419 amino acids. The transcript has 2 exons. The record is from RefSeq and is a predicted model, not a curated record. NCBI's taxonomy places the organism in Eukaryota, Fungi, Ascomycota, Eurotiomycetes, Eurotiales, Trichocomaceae.